AUGUGGAGCUUUUUCAUUAUUUUCUCUCCGCUUUUGUUCCUUCCAGGAUGUCUUCCAAGAGACCGGCCUCUCCGUAUGGGGAUGCAGAUGGAGAGGUAGCCAUGGUGACAAGCCGGCAGAAAAUGGAAGACGACGAGAGUGGUGCCCUCGCAGCCUUUCACCUUCCCUUGCACGCUAGUUUCCCCAACAAGCCUCACGCUGAAGAGUUCCAGGCGGUUUCUUUGCUGACACAAGAUGUCUGUGACCACAGGAGCCCCACGUACCAACACAGCGCAAUGGAUAUUGAUGGCAAUAAGGUUGUCUCUUCGUUUGCCCCACACAUCUCAGCUACCUCACCCAUGAAGGCCGAUGAAGGUGGAAGGCAAAGUGGCGAGUCUGUGACAAAUAAUUCCCUGGGAACACCUGAGAGGCGCAAAGGUAGCUUAGCAGACGUGGUGGACACGCUGAAACAGAGGAAGAUGGAGGAGCUGAUUAAAAGCGAGCCAGAA
This is a messenger RNA of Staurois parvus, 488 nucleotides long. The record is from the annotation of a GenBank genome assembly. NCBI's taxonomy places the organism in Eukaryota, Metazoa, Chordata, Amphibia, Anura, Ranidae.